AUGUCUGAAGCAGCACCGGCAGCAGCAGCGCCGGCGGCCACGGCCGGACGUGAGUCGGAGGCUGGUUCGCCUGCCGCGGCGCCGGGCCCCGUCACCCAGGGCCAGAUCACCGCUCACCCGGACAUCGAGCUCGACGCGGAAGAUGCCUCUGAUAAUAGCGAGUGGGAGGUUGCGAGCCUCGCGUCCUCGAGCACCAGCGUUAGUCAAUCGCUCCUCAACUACCGCAUCGAGAAUGGAAGGACCUAUCACAGAUACAAGGAGGGCAAAUACAUGUAUCCAAACGACGAGAGGGAAGUCGACAGACUGGACCUGCAACACCUGAUGUACGUCCUGACGUUUAAUCACAAACUGGGGACCGCUCCGCCGAACCAGCCCGACUCCGAUGUCCGCCGUGUGCUCGACUGUGGGACUGGAAGCGGCAUCUGGGCCGUCGAGUUCGGUGACGAUCAUCCCGAAGCCGAGGUUCUCGGCGUUGAUCUGUCGGCAGCUGUGCCGCAGUACGUACCGCCCAAUGUGCAGUUUAUGAUCGACGACGUCGAGGAACCCUGGACGUACUCGCGGCCUUUCGAUUACAUCCACAGUCGGAUGAUGACUUCUUCUAUCAACGACUGGAAGGCGUACCUCAAGCAAUGCUUCGACAACCUGACCCCUGGAGGAUAUCUCGAGUUGAACGAGAUCGACGUCUUCCCCCUCUCUGACGACGACACGCUCAAGCCGGACUCUGCUCUGUCCAGGUGCAUGCGCAUGAUGAGCGACGCCUCGGAGAUCCUGGGCCACCCGUUCAUCGACGUCCGGGGGCUCAAGGACGUGAUGGUCGAGGUUGGAUUCGAGGAUGUCCACAUCCAGAGGUUCAAGUGGCCGACGAACCAGUGGGCCAAGGAUCGCAAGUACAAGGAGCUCGGGUUCUGGGGCGAGGAGAACUUCGCGGGUAACUGGGAGGGGAUCAUCAUGGCGCCUUUUACCAGGGCGCUCGAAUGGACCAGGGAAGAGGUCAUCGUGUUCUCCGCGGAGGUGCGGAAGGACCUCAAGAACAAACAGAUUCACGCCUAUUUCUCUGUGUGGUCCAUCUACGGACGGAAGCCUGGAGGAAAGUGA
Molecule: messenger RNA, 1095 nt
Organism: Colletotrichum karsti
Lineage: Eukaryota; Fungi; Ascomycota; Sordariomycetes; Glomerellales; Glomerellaceae
Exons: 10
Coding region: 1-1095 (364 amino acids)
Molecular function (GO): methyltransferase activity
Source: RefSeq, a predicted model, not a curated record